This is a messenger RNA of Cooperia oncophora, 405 nucleotides long. The record is from the annotation of a GenBank genome assembly. Lineage: Eukaryota; Metazoa; Nematoda; Chromadorea; Rhabditida; Trichostrongylidae.
AUGCCAUCGAGUGAUGACCACUACACGUCUUUCUUACAGGUAGACAUAAGAACUCUUCGGAAACCCCUAAGACAAUGGGAAUUAGACGAAGUUACCGCUUUUCUGCAAGGGAUCAUUACCGACGAUGAAAGAGAACUUUUUGUACAUAAUAACCUGACCGGCAGUCGGCUGAAAGACUUUUGCUGCAUGGAUUUUCUAGUACACGUGCUUCGAAUAAGCGAAUCCAGUGCCGCCAAGGUGACGAGCGUACUACGGCCAUAUCUGGACGAAAUGGAGGAUACUCACUGCAUUACUAGACGUGAAUACCGUUUCCUACCACGGAGACGACACAAAAACUCGACGCUUCUUAAAAACAGGAAAACCCGAGUGAUAUCGGUUGAAGAUCCGAGCCAUAACGACGCAUAA